Molecule: messenger RNA, 4562 nt
Organism: Xiphophorus hellerii (green swordtail)
Lineage: Eukaryota; Metazoa; Chordata; Actinopteri; Cyprinodontiformes; Poeciliidae
Exons: 11
Coding region: 202-1680 (492 amino acids)
Biological process (GO): intracellular signal transduction; cell redox homeostasis
Molecular function (GO): electron transfer activity
Source: RefSeq, a predicted model, not a curated record
CAAUGCGGCGUCUGCUCGGGAACUAGCAAGCAAAAAGCCUGCGGAAAGGGCGAUGCGCCGUCAGGGCAGGAAGAAAGUGUCUUAGUUUGAGCUACAAAUACUUAUUAUUUAGUAUGGUUUAGCUAACGUUGUUUAAUACGGAUUAAUUGUGCAGUUUUAUACCAUACUUCUGUGUUGACCAUAGCAGGGAAACCAAGAAAGAUGGAGGGUUUUAAGAGCAGUGCUCUUGGCCGGGUAACGGUAUACUCUAUCCAGGGAUGUCCGCAUUGUGUACAGGCUAAAGCUACCCUCAGGUCCUUGGGAGUACCAGUAUGUGAAGUGGAUGUUGGCCUUCAUUCAGAGCUAAGAGUGAAACUGAAGGAGCUUACAGGACGCAGCACCGUACCUCAAAUUUUCUUUAAUAACAUCCAUGUUGGGGGCAACGAUGAUCUCCAAAAACUGGCUACUGAGGAGCUUCAAAGACUGGUGACUCUGGUUAAAGAAGAGCCUCUUUCAGCAAAUGCCCCACCGUUACCAGAAAGUAAUCCAUUUGAGGCUCCAGAUGAGGAGAUUGAUGGACAACUCAGAGGUGAGAGAGAUGAGUUUGCAGACUUGGUAGAGGACCUGAAGCAUGCUGGUGUGAUUGGCUCUCAGAGGAGGGGACUGACCUUAUACAAAAACAGCUUCUCAGGCAUUCAGCUGGUUGACUGGCUGCAAACAAAAAAGGGCAUGGACAGGGCUGAGGCCUGUAAUACGGGCCAGACACUGCUGCAGAAGAAGUUCAUGGUCAGUGUGGGAGGCAUUGGACAGGAGGAUGGGUGUUUUGGAGAAGGAAAAGAAACCAUGGACACACUAUACAGGCUGCUGGAAGAUGACCUUCAUUCACCUUUGAAUGGAGGACAGACAGCCGCCUAUACUCCGAAACAGGCUGCUGAGCUUUCGUUGCUUUUACGAGAGUUGAUUCUGAAGUUGUUCUCGGAGCAUCUCUCUGCUGAUGGCAAGUCUGUGGAUUAUAAAGGGAUGUCUGUGGACCCAGCCUUUGAACGUUACUGUGAGCUGGCCAUUCAGCUCCAGAGGGUGGAGUUGCUCUCACUGAGCCGCGAGGAGAAGCUGGCCUUCUUCAUCAACAUCUAUAACGCCUUAGUCAUCCAUGGGUACCUGCGCCUGGGGGCCCCUACCAACAUGUGGCAGAGAUACAAAUUUUUCAACUAUGUUAGCUACCUUAUUGGAGGUGAAGUCUUCACUUUACAAGACAUUGAAAAUGGCGUCCUUCGAGGGAACAGAAAGGGAAUUGCACAGCUCCGAAAGCCCUUCUCCAAAACAGAUCCUCGACUGCAGAUGGCGCUUCCAGAUGCUGAGCCCCUGAUUCACUUUGCUUUGAACUGUGGUGCAAAGGGCUGUCCCCCAAUUAAAACCUACACACCUCAGGAUAUAGACAGCCAGCUCCUCACCGCGGCUGAAGCCUUUCUGGAGAACGAUGAUGCGUGUAUGGUUGAUUCUGGCAAAAACGAAGUGCGUCUUAGUCAGAUAUUUAAGUGGUAUAAGACUGACUUUGGAGGCACAGAUGAAAAGCUGCUGAAGUGGGUGCUAGAUCAUAUGGGUGACUCUCCAAAGAAGACCAGCCUUCAGGAUGUCCUUUCUGCUGGGAAAACUAAAGUCAGCUUCCUCCCUUAUGACUGGAGCUCCAACAGCGCCCACUGAGCAUCCCCACUCUGUGGUUUUACAGCUUCUCAUUUUGUCUACUCAGCUAUGUGUGCUAGAAUCCACCGGGGAUGGAAGUUUGCACCAAAAUAAGAUCCCAACAUUUUAGCUGUAAGGACACAUUUGCACUGUACAUCUGAUGCAUACUUACACAGUACCCCUAUUCUUACUUGAGGGUUUUACCGAUAGUUCCCACCCUUGAUUAUAGGUAUCAUAUAAUUUUAUGCAGCAUGUUAGAAUGUGUGGGCUAACUAAAAAUUUGCAGACUCAAUCCUUUGUACUCCAGCAGGUUCAUUAUUAGCUCAAAUAGUACAAUGCACAUUUUAUUUUACUAACAAGUGUUACCUGUCUGCAUCAGCAAUUCAGGAGUAAAAUAUUACAACUACGAUAAGUCCAGUUUAACACUUUCAUCAUGUGGUUCAUUUAAUUCAAAUUGACAAGCCAUAUCCAACAACAGUGUUUAUAUUUGCAGAAGUUAUGAUUAAAUGCAUCAGAUUUAAAUUUAUCAAAUCUUGUCCUGCAUUUUAAUGCUACAGAUAUCUCAAAAAUAAAAGAAGUAAAUACUUUUAAAUACAUUAUUGAUUCUAAUGAUGUGUACUGUAUCAAAUGAAGGAUACCGUAAUAUUUUUAGACUUGCUUUAAACAACUUGAUUUUCAAACUAUGUCAGAUGCUGCUGUCAGUUUUUUUGAUCAGUUUACUGGCUAAAGAUUUGCAGCAAAAUGUUGUUUUUUAUACCCGUUUCCAGCAGUAACAGUUCGUUCAAUCAUUUAUCAAAAGUUAGAAUUUCAAAAUUCAAUGUUUGGAAAACCAAAUAGAAGCUCUCCGAAGUAUUUCUAAGUUCAAACUAGAAAACAGCUGUCACCAUACAUGGUCAAAGUAGCAGGAAUCUCCUUUUAUUGUGAAUACUUGGAAUGGAUGUUAUUAGCUUGUGCUGCUGAUGGAAGCUAGCAUAUUAACAAUUAGGAAAUCCCCCUUCUUCACUUGACUAUCCGGCUCACAGCCAGAGCACACUCAGCUCUAGUGUAACAUUAUUCCCAGAGCCGAGAUCCGACUUAAGCAGCGAGUUGAACACAACAUAAGUUUCUUCUUCUUAUCCUCAUACAUGCCUUGAUGACCUUCUCCUUGAUCCAGGUCUUCCGUUGAAAAUUGUAAAAGAGCUACUAAUUAUUAUUAUUUUUUUUAAAAUGAAGUGACAAAACUUUAGUAAAAAAAAAGUUGGAAUGCACUCUGACACUUUGCAUGCGGAUUGAUAACUUUCUAUGCGGUUGAGACAUGUUUACUAUUUUUCCACAGAUGAUUCAGUGUUGUCCUACACGAAAACAUUUAGCUGUGUUUUCGGUAAAUUUUUGCUGAAACGAAGUCAGUAUAACCUCACCAAGAAAUGUUCAUUACUUAAUGAGAUGUGUUUGUACUUUAAUUUAAUGUGUACAUUUUAGAUUUAUUUUCAAUGAUUUAACUUUUUUAGGUAUUUAUUCUACAAAAUUGCAGUCCCGGCAUUUAAUGUAAUUUUUACUCACCGUAUAAUGUUUUGUUUUUCUUUUCCCUCUGGUUUUUAUUUAUUUUUUUUUUUUUACUUUGUUAUAAUUCUUUUGCAAUUGGAUGCACGUACAGUUGUGUUCAAAAUAAUAGCUUCUCCAAGAAGGUCAAGUUUAAAAUUCUGAGAAUAUUUUUAUUCAUUGCACACAAAUGCAUUGAUGAUACUCCACAUUGUAUUAAACAACACAAAACAUCACCAAAAACACAAAUGUAUCAAUCAACAGAAAGGACAAAAUUAUAUUUUUUUAGGUCUUAGGUCUGAUUAUGUUUACAAACUCAAAUAUUUACUGAAUGAAUUAAAUAACACUGGGCUGCCUUUGUCCCUAAAUAAAGCCCAGUUGUUUGCAUUCUUUUAUUGAUUAAACUUCACAAUCUUUUCAAUUAAUAAUUCACUUACAAUGAAUCAGCAGGAGUGUCACAAUUGCAGAAUCUUUAUUUUUAUUACUCCACUUUGCCUACUGGUAAAUAAUUUGCCAUGGAGAAAACUGCUUUCUUCCAAAAACAGUGAUCAAUUUGGUUGGUGAUGUUGGGCUAUUUAUUUUGAACACAACUCUACAUACGUUAUUAAGUUUUCUGAUAUAAUUUAUUCCUUCAUUUAAUUUUUCUCAGGUUAGACCAAAGCUCAAACUGUAUGUGGACUUUUUAUUUUCAAUGCAAUGAAUGCUGCUUGUGUUGAAGAUUUUAAGCCAGCUUGGUUUGUCUGCUAUACAGAGAAUAAUUGAUUUUUUAUUUAUUUAUUUUUUUGAAUAACAGUAAGCACAGCCAAAGAAAAUGGUUAUUUUUGCAUGUUAUAAAUCUGGAAUGCCUUUAUUGCAUGGGAUAACGGAAACCCCUCUAACCUUGAAUGUUGGCCUACAGCAGAACUGCUUGUCUCUGCUUUGUACAAUGCCUGUCAACUCACCCUGAAGGGUCUGAAACUGAAUUGUGUUGAUCGGAUGUUGGAUAAGCAUUGAACCAGCCAUUACCCAUCAGCAUGCUGAUGGAUAGAUAAUGUUUGAGAAUUCAGUUCAAUAAAUGAAACUGGGCAGGAAGCCUUGAAGGACAAAUAGGACCUCUGGCUUGUUCUGUGAUCAGGUGACUGAGGUUACAGGCUACUUGCAAAGCAGAAGAAAGUUUUUGCAAAGAAAAUAAGACAGUGUGUGUUUUUCCUUGUAUUGAUGUUUUUUGGAUAUCUUUAAAUUACCUCAUUUACCAGAACAAUGUGAUGCAAAAAAUCUUUUUAAUAAAUGAUACCAAUGUAAAAGAAAAACUUCUUUGAUACCCUUUCCGAGGGAUUAACAAUCAUGCAAUAUGUUAAACAGUAAAUAUGCAAUGUUGAAUUAAAUUUUUUUUUAUAAAUGUUAAA